AUGGAGGCUCCUGCCUCUUCUAUAUUCGCCCUCUCUGACCUGUGGCUAACUUUCGCCCUCUUCGCAGUCUGGUGGGCUCUUGCCCGCCUAUUCCCCACGACGAAUAUGGGUUGCUCAUCAUCCACUUCCACCGAUUACAACAGUCUCGGGAAUGUAUACCGUGACCAAGGCAAACUCAAUGAGGCAGAAAAGAUGUACAAACGGGCACUGGCUCAGCGGCAGAAGACGCUUGGAGCAGAACAUACAUCUACCCUCGACACUGUCAACAACCUCGGGGUUAUCUAUUGUAAACAAGGCAAGCUAGAUCAGGCAGAGCAGAUGUAUCUACACGCAUUAGCUGGGCGGGAGAAAGCUCUAGGAGCCCAUCACAACUGCACCAUCGAAACCGUCGGCAACCUGGGGAUCGUCUAUUGCCUCCGAGGAGAGCCCGAGAAGGCGGAGCUGGUCUUCAAGCAAGUACUAGCUGUAAGAGAGGAGACGGUGGGAGCAGACCAUAUCUCCACCAUCGACGCUUUGCACAAUCUCGGAAACGUAUAUUGUGCUCAGGCUAGACUUGGCGAGGCGGAGCAGAUGUAUAAACGGGCGCUAGCUGGGAAGGAGGAGAAGCUAGGCGCGGACCAUGUCUCCACUCUCGAUACUGUCUUCAAUCUCGCCAAUCUAUAUCGCGGUCAGGGCAAGUCAGACCAGGCAGACCAGAUGUACAAGCGGGCGUUAGCUGGGACUGGAAAGUCGUUGGGAGCAGAUCACCCUUCAACUGUUGAGAUAGUCACGAACCUCAUGAAUAUGUAUUGUUCCCAAGGCAGGCUGGAUAAGGCGCGGCAGGUUGAGCAAGAAUGGCUUCGCAUGUGA
Molecule: messenger RNA, 849 nt
Organism: Penicillium daleae
Lineage: Eukaryota; Fungi; Ascomycota; Eurotiomycetes; Eurotiales; Aspergillaceae
Product: kinesin light chain 1
Exons: 1
Coding region: 1-849 (282 amino acids)
Molecular function (GO): protein binding
Source: RefSeq, a predicted model, not a curated record